AUCGCUACAUCAUCUGCACACCGGGAACACGCAGUAUGUUGGCUGCAGAGGUGGUCAUAUAUGUUUGGUUGAUUAGUGAAUACCCGCAGAUGGAGCGUAUCCGCGAUUACAGCACGCUGCCCCGACUGACAGUAAACGGCAUGAGCGACAGGAGUAGUUUACAAUGAGUGCCUAAAUGAGUUUGCUAUAGACGCCGUUUAUGGUGUAGUACUUUAAUGACCAUUACAUGACCUUCGCUACGGUUACUCGGUUCAUUCAAAGAAUCGGUCGCCGCACUCAUAACUGUUAAUAUGUUACGGCGAGCCACAACAAUUUACAGGAGACUCAGGACUCUCAGUGUCCUGGGUCGCUGUCCCAGGCGCCAUCAGAGCAUCUCCGCUCCUGAGAGAGCGCUUCAGUAUGCGGUGGGCCAGAGGAUUCACGGCUUCACCAUCACUGAGGUGACUGCCGUUCCAGAUCUGUUCCUAACUGCAGUGAAACUCACCCAUGAUUCCACUGGAGCCCAGUAUCUUCAUGCGGCCCGCGACGACAAGAACAACCUCUUCAGUGUCCAGUUCCGGACGACGCCCAUGGACAGCACGGGGGUUCCGCACAUUCUGGAGCACACGGUUCUCUGCGGCUCAGAGCGGUUCCCCUGUCGAGAUCCGUUCUUCAAGAUGCUCAACAGAUCACUCUCCACAUUCAUGAACGCCUUUACAGCCAGUGACUACACCAUGUACCCCUUCUCGACUCAGAAUGCAAAGGACUUCCAGAACCUUCUGUCUGUUUACCUGGACGCGGUCUUCUUUCCCUGCUUAAGGGAGCUGGACUUCUGGCAGGAGGGUUGGCGUCUGGAGAACGAGGAUCCACAGGACCCCUCAUCCCCUCUGGUGUUUAAGGGUGUAGUCUUCAACGAGAUGAAGGGGGCCUUCUCGGAUAACGAGCGGCUGUAUGCGCAGCACCUGCAGAACAAGUUGCUCCCUGACCACACGUACGCUGUCGUCUCUGGCGGAGAACCACUGGCCAUCCCCGACCUCACCUGGACACAGCUACGAGAGUUCCACCGCACACACUACCACCCUAGCAACGCCAGGUUCUUCACGUAUGGAGACUUGCCGCUAGAGCAGCACUUAAAGCAGAUUCACCAGGAGGCUCUGGUCCGCUUCCAGCGUACUCAACCGGACACUGCUGUCCCCACACAACAGCUCUGGACCAGUCCUAGAGAAGAUCAUGUGACCUGCAAGCCUGAUGCAAUGGCUCCAGAUCCCACCAAACAAAACACACUGUGUGUGAGCUACCUACUGGGAGACAUCACUGAGGUGUUUGAAGGCUUCGUGUUGAGUCUGCUCUCCUCUCUGAUGAUCUCGGGGCCAAACUCUCCAUUCUAUCGGGCCCUCAUAGAGCCCAAGAUUGGAUCUGACUUCUCCUCUGUGGUGGGGUAUGAUGGGAGCACCAGACAGGCCUCCUUCAGUAUCGGGCUGCAGGGGAUGUCUGAAGCCGACAACGAACGCGUCAAACGCAUCAUCAAUGACACCAUCGAUGACAUCAUUGUAAAGGGCUUUGAGGAGGAGAGGAUUGAAGCUCUGCUCCAUAAGAUUGAGAUCCAGAUGAAACAUCAGUCUUCCAGUUUCGGCCUCUCCCUCGCUUCUUACGUUGCGUCGUGCUGGAACCAUGACGGGGACCCGGUGCAGCUGCUGAAGAUCAGUGAGUGUGUGUCGCUCUUCCGUCAGAAGCUUCUGGAAAACCCACGCUACCUACAGGACAUGGUCCAGCACUACUUCAAGGAUAACCCCCACAGGCUGACCCUGUCCAUGGCCCCUGAGGAGUGCUACCAGCAGCAGCAGGUGCAGCAGGAGGAGGCUAAACUACAGGCCAAGAUCCAGCAGCUCUCCCAGAGUGACCGCCAGCACAUCUACCAGAAGGGUUUAGAGCUGCUGUCGGCGCAGAAUGCUGAGCAGGAUGCUUCAUGUUUACCUGCACUCAAGGUGUCUGAUAUCGAGCCCACCAUCCCACACACACCUGUCCAGAUGGGGUCAGCAGGUGGUGUUCCGGUGCAGUACUGUGAGCAGCCCACGAACGGCAUGGUCUACUUCAGAGCCCUCAGCAACAUCAACACACUCCCCGAAGACCUGAAGCCCUACGUACCACUCUUCUGCAGCGUGGUCACCAGGAUGGGCUGUGGCCAGCUAGACUACAGACAGCAGUCUCAGCAAAUGGAACUACGCACAGGAGGGAUGUCAGUCACGCCACAGAUUCUACCAGACAGCACGGACCUGGACAUGUAUGAACAGGGGGUUCUGCUCAGCUCGUCCUGUCUGGAGAGAAACCUGCCUGAGAUGUUUCAUCUGUGGAGUGAGAUCUUUAACAGUCCUCACUUUGAUGAUGAGGAGCGUCUCCGUGUGCUGGUGAUGAUGUCAGCUCAGGAGCUGGCCAAUGGGAUCUCUUACUCCGGUCACAUGUACGCCAUGACGCGUGCCGCCCGCACGCUGACCCCUGCAGCCGACCUCCAGGAGACGCUCAGCGGCAUGGACCAGGUGAAGUUUAUGAAACGUGUGGCGGAAAGCUCGGAUCUGACGUCGGUCUUACGCAAACUUCCCCGCAUCAAGAGACACCUGCUCAACCCCGAGAACAUGAGGUGUGCAGUAAACGCAACGCCCCAAAAGCUGUCAGCUGCAGCAGCCGAAACAGAGAGGUUCAUGGGAAAUAUUGCCAGCACCAGGAAGGAACGCAAAGCUGUGCGCCCUCAUGUUGUCCAGAAACCACUGGCUGCUUCAGGGUCUUCAGCGACUCGCAAACUCAUCUCAGAGCCCAACUUCCAGCCGUGCCAGAUGAAGACCUUCUAUCAGCUCCCAUUUCCAGUGAACUUUGUGAGCGAGUGUGUGCGCACCAUCCCCCUCACACACCCAGACUACGCCAGUCUGUCCAUCUUGGCACGUCUGAUGACAGCGAAGUAUCUUCACGGUGAAAUCAGAGAGAAGGGCGGGGCCUAUGGAGGCGGAGCUAGGAUGGGAGGGGGAGGAGUCUUUUCCUUUUACUCCUACAGGGACCCAAACUCCAUGGCGACACUCUCAGCAUUCCGUGGGGGCGUGGACUGGGCGCGUGCAGGAAGCUUCUCCCAGCAGGACAUCGACGAGGCCAAGCUGUCCGUGUUCUCCGCAGUGGACGCACCUGUGGCCCCCUCCGAUAAAGGACUGGGCUUCUUUCUGUCGGGUGUGAGUGAUGAGAUGAAGCAGCAGCACAGAGAACGCCUCUUCGCAGUCACACACACCAGCCUGGUGGAUGCAGCUAACAGGUACCUGGGGCUGGGCCAGCGGACCUGUGGAGUGGCCAUCUUGGGGCCAGACAAUGACGUCAUCAGCAAGGACCCGUCUUGGGUGGUCAAAUAGAGCGACCUCACUUCCUGUGCCCAUACGACGCUCAGUUACUUUACUUCCUGGGUCAUGACCUCUGUUGUCGGCAAUGGAUAUCGUGCUUCACAGAAAAGAAAGCCCCCCCAAACUCUCCCUGUCCCGCCCAUAUAUUAUAUUAUCUAUUAUCCCACACACACAGCUCUGAUACCCCUCCCCACACACACACACACACACACACACACACACACACGCACACACACCAGUGUCAGAGUUCAUUGGUUCUGUACAACCAGGUAGCUCCUUCACAUAGUUACUGCUAACACACUGGGCUGUGAGCCAACAGCUACACCAAUCUUAAAAUCUCUUUAGCAUGAGGCAAACACAGCAGCAGAUAUGUUGGCCCCUAGCCUAGCCUAGCCUAGCGCGGCUCUAAAGAUGCAGCAGCUUCAGGAGUCACUAGCAUUAAGCUAAUUCCAGUGGUACCAGAGGACUUCAGGAGCACAAGUCUACCGCAUCUUUCCCAACUGUCAGCUCAAGACCAGUACAGUAACAGAAGGCACCCAAGCUAGUGAAUGCCUCAAAUCUUCCUGUUGAGUUUUAAUACAGCUACAUGCUACCAGGUCACAAAAUCUGAUAGUAGUCCAGCUACGCUGCUGUCAGCUGUGUUAGCUUUCCCCAGCUUCUCUGCUAGGCUCCAGACAGCUGUGUUAGCUUAGCUUUCCCCAGCUUCUCUGCUAGGCUACAGACAGCUGUGUUAGCUUAGCUUUCCCCAGCCUCUAAGAUGUAGACUCAACCCGACCCAACCAGACUCGGCCCAUGGUGGAGAGGGGGGUCUGGCCCAUGGUGAAGAGGGGGGUCUGGUGAUCCCUCCCUGGGCUGGGGGUGUCGUUGUUCCAAUCCGGAGUUGGGUGUAGGCCUUGUCCUUUUCAGUGUCAUAUACACACACACACACACACACGCAACUUCAAGAGACCAGUGUCAUGAACUUUAACGCACAAACUCGAAGAGUCCGGCUCCGGAGGCAGUGUGUGCUACUCAGAUGUGCUGGGCAGUGUGCGCUACUCAGAUGUGCUGGGCAGUGUGCGCUACUCAGAUGUGCUGGGCAGUGUGUGCUACUCAGAUGUGCUGGGCAGUGUGUGCUACUCAGAUGUGCUGGGGACUCUACUUUAUAAAUGCCAUAAUGUUAUUUUGGACUCAAUAAAUACUAUAGUGUUUACUAAACUAUUGA
Molecule: messenger RNA, 4557 nt
Organism: Alosa sapidissima (American shad)
Lineage: Eukaryota; Metazoa; Chordata; Actinopteri; Clupeiformes; Clupeidae
Gene: pitrm1
Product: pitrilysin metallopeptidase 1
Exons: 28
Coding region: 291-3365 (1024 amino acids)
Biological process (GO): protein processing
Cellular component (GO): mitochondrial matrix
Molecular function (GO): metal ion binding
Source: RefSeq, a predicted model, not a curated record